Molecule: messenger RNA, 4149 nt
Organism: Porites evermanni
Lineage: Eukaryota; Metazoa; Cnidaria; Anthozoa; Scleractinia; Poritidae
Source: the annotation of a GenBank genome assembly
CAACAGUCUACAACAUAGUCAAGGGGCGUGCAAAGUUUAUCUUAAUUUGUUGAACCAAAUAGCAGCCGAACUAGCCUUGAAUAAGCUCUAGCUUAAGCCCAUGAGCAAGAGGCUUUCUCGCCAGGUUUGUUCCGUUGUAUUUGUACAGGAAUUUAGCGUGAUUUGAUUAUCAACUUAAGCUGAUUAAUGAACGCGCGCGCUGACACGAUCCUUUUACGCUGUACACGUUUGAUUUUGUACUUUUUUCAGGAGCUGGGAAACGCAACAAAAACCAGACUGACACCUCUUGCGAUGCUUGCAGCAACUUGCAGCAGAAUCGGCCAACAAACUCCACCGCCUGUUCCCGACGUCACAAUGGCCAAAAGUUUCUACCACUGGAAACAGCCGACUACAUUGCCUCUGCAACGGGGAAGACCAGCUGACAGCGGACUGUAUUCAAAUAUGCCGUCAGCUUUUUUGCCCACAAGCGAGUCCUUAAGUGGACAAAACAGUGAGAGCUUUCUUCCAACCCAGAGUUAUUCGACCGGACAUAACUCCCUCUCCGAUCCAUUAGCUUUAGCCUCAGCGAGCCGAGUACACUCUGCUUCGGUCGAAGCGUCUAUGUAUCCACGAAUGCCACAUCCGUACGACAGCUCGCCGUGGUUUAAGCAGCACGGCAGACGUUUUGGGAAGUCCACGGUAAUCCUUCGUGGUUAGAAGCGAGCGUUUCUGGUGGUACUUUUCAUCCAUCCUUGAGUCAUUUCACUGGACUGCCGCAUGAGUACACCACAGGAAGUUUAUCUAUUCCCGCUGCGGUUUCCGUGGCGAGUCACCCUCACUUUCUUCCCCCUCCGUGCCUUGGCUCAGAUCCCAUGAAGGCUACGCUACCGACGUACAUAGAUGGACCUUCCUAUUUCCCUGGAGCGCCAGGCUUGUUGUCUUCAACGCAAAGCGUGGCAGCGCGAGCAACCCGACGAUAUACGGGUCGAGCAACUUGUGACUGUCCAAACUGCCAAGACAACGAGAGACUAAGCGCGUCCGGGGCCCCUUUUAGGAAAAAAACCCAACACAUUUGUCACAUUCCUGGCUGUGGCAAAGUGUACGGUAAAACUUCGCACUUGAAAGCACAUCUACGAUGGCACACCGGUGAACGUCCAUUUGUAUGUAACUGGUUGUUUUGCGGCAAGCGCUUUACACGCUCUGACGAACUGCAGCGACAUCUACGGACGCACACGGGAGAGAAACGAUUCGCUUGCCCCAUCUGCAACAAGCGGUUCAUGCGAAGUGAUCACCUGGCCAAGCACGUUAAAACGCACAACAAUGACACGGUAAAGAAGGGAGACUCAGAGAAGGAAGACAAAGACGAAGGAAAGAUUAUGAGCGCUAGUGAAAGUGAACGAUCUAGAGACUUGUCUGAAAAUGGCGAGAUUAUCAAGGGUUUGUAGAUUGCCAUUGCAGUGGCAACGGAAGCGACACACUUAAAAGUAAAAUGCUCUCUUAAACUAUGAUUAUCUUCCUACGGCAGGACGUUUUGAGCUCGCACUAAAAACUUUGUGUGGAGACCAAUGAAUAAGGUACUCAAUCACGGUUACGCUGUAUAUAAUGUUUGACGUCGGUGAGACACAGAGAGGUAUAAGAUUUCCAAGUUCGAAAUAUUUUCAGUGAGAGAUACGCAUAUGGUGCCUGUUCGGUUAAAAGACCAUGAGGAUUUCAAGCCCGCACAUUGUAGAGCAUUUCCGAUAACAAGAAAAUCUUAUGAACUUUAAACUAGUGUACAAAAUAAUGAGAGAAAAUGACUCAUUUCGCAGAGAAUUCAAUGAUAUGCUAUAGAGAAUAUGACUAUAUCUCAAGAUUUGUUCAGGUGUAUUUAAGUUUGUAAGUUUGAAGUUAUUUAAUUGAACAAAGAUACAGUUUUAACAAGGAUUCGGAAUAUUGCUAUUGAACUGUACAUAACACUCGAGAAAUUCAUGAGGCAGAGCUAAAUCUUUCCAAACUAAAUUAAAGAGUACUGAUGAACUGAUGCGAGGUUGUCCGUUUGUGAGUUUACGAAGAUAAAAUAUUUUUAAAUUGUUAUCUGAAAAAUUUGCCUUUAUGAAGUGCGAAUUAAGCAACUAUAUCAAUAUAAAGAUAAUACUAAAGUUUUCGGCAAACACCAGGUUCCUGGGGAGCACUACAAUGGUUUUCUCUACGGGAUACUGAGAUGGGUUACCUAUCUAGCACGAAAACUGAUUGGGAUUGUAAUGGCUUCCUGCGGUAAAUAGUUACUUCUACUGUCUACAGAUAAACUAUUUCAGUGACACUGCAUUGUUGUCAAAAUCCCUUCAAUUGCACAAAGGUUUACAAACACUCGAUUAAAUAGCUUGUAUUUUCAAAGUGUUAUCCUUAUCGGAAUACUAGCCUAUUCCGGUGACAACUAAGUAUAUCUAAACUAGAAGUAACGGCUUUAUUACUAGAUGAAGAAGAAGUGCACGGUUAUGUUUAGUGAUGUCUGAUAGAAACUGUGCUGAAAUGAAAUUUUGCACUGAAGCGUCAGCUGCAGCCGAACUUUAUAAAUAUUAUUAUAAUGUACUUGAAAUCAUUUUCUAAAGAUAUAGAUGACCAGCUUUCUUCUGCUAACAAAGCAUACAGUCAUUUCUCUGGCCGUAAUCGCAUUCACUGCAUCGGUUUUGAAUAGAGUACUACAACGGACAAGAGCUAUAUUUCUAGUAUGAAUUUUAAGAAUAAUAUGAUCAUUCAGGUUUCCAGGUCGAUUAAGCAAGCAAUCUCAAACAAAACUGACACAUUCUCUAAAAAUCUUAUGCACUUGAAAACCUUUGCUGUCAUUUUGAGAUGUCUGGAACCAAGAGAGGAUAAAGCUUUUCCUCUCUUGCUGGAACAAAAUCUAAAAAUCUCGAAAACAAGUACUCGUUAAGACUUUAAUUUAGUAACGUUCUUUUCUCUUAUUAUUUCAAAAUCGUGCAGUUAUGAAAAUUGUGUUCUGACAUCAAGCAAUCUUUAGGCAGAAAAGUGUGAACGCAGGAAAAUUGAUUCAAGGGGAAGUGUUUUAUUUGUAAACCUUAUCAACUUAAAUCAAGUGCUUUUUCACACCCAUCUUCAAGUGUUUCAAAUUGGCUCCUUUAAAGCUUAAGCAAGAGCUAGGUGAUGGCCUUUUAUUCUUUUAAGUUGAACAAAAAGCAUUCUUCAAUCUUUAAUCUUCAUUAGAGCGUGGACGGUUCUCUUCCGAGCCGCCGUCGGGGUGUCGAUUCAGAUAAUUGAAGUCAAGCUUUUUGUCCCUGAGCCGGUAAUAGAGGCUACAGCGCGUUCAGUUCUAUAAGCAUGCAACUUGCCCUUGCGCUUCUACUAUCAGCUUUAAUUUGGCGCCAGCCACGGCCGCCCAUCGUGAGUUUCCACCGAGAUAGAAAGGCUUUUUUACGCCUGUAAAAUAGACUUUAAUUCUCCUCUAAACAUGGCAUAAACAACUCCGCGUGGUGUAAAACGAUCAUGUUUCCUAAUUUGCCCAAGGCUAUGGAAAAGUUUCUGAUUGAUACUUGCUGUAUUUAUUAAUGAAAAAAAGUCGCUUUGAGAGUGAAGGAUAAAUACAUAUCUAUAUAAAAUGAAAUUUUUCCCAACCGGAAAACCCUUCGCACACAAAGCAAACCACAAGAAUAAGUGCAGCACCCUUCUCGAAAAAAACUUGAGGGCUUUUUGCCUUUUUACUCGAGAUAAUCACUGUUUUUGUUUGUUCUUGCUUUUGAUGAUAUGGCAAUUUUAAUUCAGCAAGUCCCUAGAGAGGUCUUUCUUUAUGUUCUUCGAACCUCCUUAGACACGGUCGAUAAACAAACCUAAAUUAGAGUUUAUACGCCGUGCCGACAAAGGGCCCCAGUGACCGCCUCCUUUAAAUUGCUGAUCAUCUUUGCACGAUUGUCUCGCGAGAUAUUACGUGUGUGUUGCUUUUUCUCCAUUAUGAACACAAGAAAAUAACUCUUGGCCGAUCUAAUUGUUUUUACAACAGCUUGUCGCAGUUGUAAUAACGACGAACAAUUUGCGCCGUCUGAAGAAGGAGAAGCUAAAGAAAUCAGACCAAUUAGGUGUUUUGCACCAUCUAAAGCUGCAGCAGUCCGUAUUUCAGAGGUAGAAGAUUUAAGUGCGAAGCAGCGGGAUAUAAUUGGGUUUGCAUUUAACGGCUUAUGA